Molecule: messenger RNA, 519 nt
Organism: Galendromus occidentalis (western predatory mite)
Lineage: Eukaryota; Metazoa; Arthropoda; Arachnida; Mesostigmata; Phytoseiidae
Product: cuticle protein
Exons: 2
Coding region: 80-349 (89 amino acids)
Source: RefSeq, a predicted model, not a curated record
AAAGCGGCUUUACAUCGAAGCAGAGUCAUAGCACAGAUCAACUCAGAUCUAAGUGAUCCCUCCUCCCUCCGAAACAAUCAUGAACGCUUUCGCAAUCAUCUUCGCCGCCCUCGUGGCCGUCGCUGCCGCUGGAUACUCCGGAUGGGAAGCCCCGACCAUCUCGCACGCUAAGAUCGCCAAGGUGUCCUACGUCAAGACCCCCGUCGUCUCCACCUCGUACGUCAAGGAGCCAGUCGUUUCCUACAAGCUCCGACCCGUUAAGUCGGUCUCCUAUGUCUCCAAGCCCGUUGUGUCCUACCACUCGGCGCCCGUAAUCUCCUACGCUGCUCCAUCCGCCGGAUGGUGGUAAGCCGAAAUGACUUCGAGUCGUUUCGCCAUCAUUUCAGUUGCCGUUCUGUUACUGUAGAUUCAUAGAUUCAUCGAAACUAUGCUUCCCUCUUUCAUUUUCCGAUUGGGAAUCGCAGCUGUACACUUGUAAUAAAACGUAGCGGGCUUUGAGCCGGCUUACCGCUUCUCUUA